GCGAGUGGAAAAAUUUCGAUGCAUCGAAGAAAAACAUCGUUAUUUUCGAUACAUCGAGGUUUUUCCGACAUCCCUAACUUGUUUACUGUUUUUUCAUUGCAUCUACAAAACAAACGUGUCUUGGAUCUAUUUACCAAAAUUAAGUUUUUUAUAUUUCGUAAUGUCUGAAGAGCCGCCGAUCAUUCGUUUCAAAAACCCACAAUUCAGCUAUAUUGAGCCCGGUGGCAAGAAACACGUAUUCAAGUCUUUAAAACAAAUACUGGCGGUGGAGAAAACACAACAGUGGCCAGAAGGUGCUAUGUCUUACUCUUCGUUUAACGCUCCGCCUUCAUUGCGACCACCUAAAAAGUACUCGGACAUUUCGGGUCUGAUUGCACCGUACACUGACCCGCACAGCAAGCUGCGGUACGCAAACUCCGAAGAAUAUGCUAUUGUUAAGACUCUGCCAUCCGAUAUUGUUGCUGGUUACUUGGCGUUGCGUGGUGCAAGCAGUAUCGUCGGCUGAAAUUCGUAUAAUUUAAAGAUGGUCGCAUGAGAAAUAGGUUAAAUAGAAAUGAUAAGAUGCAAAUUCAAUUACAAGCACGUUAGCAGUAAGCCAGCAGAAUCAGAAAUUAGUCCCUCAAGUUCAAUAACAUGUUUGAAAGAUCAGAAUGCAACGCAAGUAAGCAUUUACUUCAUUGGAUAAUAUGUAUACAUUAAUAUUACUUUCUCCAGUGGAGACCAGUUAUACUAAGGCCCAUCGGGUAUUUAAUACAAAAUCAUAAUAACCAGGGAACGGAUUUUAUAAAAAUUGCCUUUUUUUCUGCUAAAGAGAUGGA
Rhagoletis zephyria (snowberry fruit fly) is the source of this 818-nucleotide messenger RNA. Its product is annotated as INO80 complex subunit C. The record is from RefSeq and is a predicted model, not a curated record. NCBI's taxonomy places the organism in Eukaryota, Metazoa, Arthropoda, Insecta, Diptera, Tephritidae. Gene Ontology annotation, biological process: chromatin remodeling. Gene Ontology annotation, cellular component: Ino80 complex.